AUGAGUCGCGAUCCGUAUUCAUCACCACAGCCCCGAAGUUAUCAUGACGACGAAGCGAUGAGUAGUGCUAAAAAGGCCUUGAAUACCGAAGAUAAUGCUAAUGCUUUUGAAUUGAAGUCCUUUCAAGAGACCGGAAAAGAUUGGACGCCCUUUGAUCAAGAAACAAGUCCCACCUCGGCGCAAUGGGUUCUACUGCAGAGAUCAAACACUUUCAAAAGGAUGCUACGAUCUAUAUGGUAUGGGCCAGCAGAGCCAAGAGACGACCCGCCAAAUUUCCCCCAUCGCUGGUCAUUUACAUCGAAGCUUGAGAAUUUCCCCUGUGAGGUAUUCCAAAAACGGCUUUCCAAGAGUGUUAGAAUUCUGAUGUUGGUCGUUUAUUGCUGCAUUUGGGCAAGUUUAGCGGGCAGUAUUAUAUAUUACUACUCAGUUAAACCUCCGGUGUUUCAGGAACAUGACGGCAAAAAGAUCCCGAUAGUUACUUUGCAGUGUAAUUCACAACUAGGCUGGGCGGGGAAAAACAAUGCCUGUGGCCUUGAUGCCAAAGACUGCGUUACUGUGGGAGAUUACACUCCCGACGUUUAUUUCAGAUGCCCCUCACUAUGCGAUCAAGGAGCUUACACAUACGCAGCCAUUGCGGUUGGUGAUCAGCGCAUUAAGUAUCGACAAUAUGUCAUAGGCGGUGGGGAAAGAAAAGCGGAUGAGCUUUUAUCAUUUCCUUAUCGAGCAGACUCAUUUCCGUGCGGUGCAGCGGUUCAUGCUGGUAUCAUUUCUCCCUUCUUUGGCGGCAGCGCUCGAUUAUCAUUUAAUGGGAGUCAGACAAAUUUCCCUUCUCAGCGUGGGAGAUACCAAACAGAUGACUCUGUCGAGUUUGAUUCGCCCUUCCCAUCAUCUUUUAUCUUUAAGAAACCACCAAGUGGUACUAUGAGCGGCAUUUAUGACCCAAGAAUCCCUGUGUUGGCAGUGAACAUUUUGCUGAGUUUGCCUGUCUUUUACCUCACGGAAAGUAUUGUGGGCUACUGGAUUAUUUCCCUGGUUGGCUAUUGGACGCUCGUCAUGGCGUUAGAUCCCCCUUUUGUAGUCGAUCCGCAUAAUCCUGAUGAUUUUGCACAGUUGAUAAGUACCGCCUUUCAACGCAUGCUCCCAUUCUGUUUCAUACUAUAUGUGCUCUGGAAGUGCGCCAUUAGAAGGACUUUGAAAGAUGGCUCUCCGCUUGCCAAAUUGAUCUGUUGGCUGCCAUUAUUCUGGAUUGGCGUCAUGAACAAUGUAACAUUUGAUCGACUUCCCGUUGACCGCCUCGCGGUCGAAGAUUUAAAGCAGAUGGCCGGUGCUGCUGCUGCUGUGGGCGGUAUCAUUACUACGAUCGCGAUCUGUGCUGUCAUACAGGCUUACUCCAUUUGGAAAUCAGGGAGAUUCCGAAAAUAUCUGACAAUUUACGUUCUAAUCAUUCUGGCGCUCUCUUUGCUCGCAUCUUUGAGGGGACUAACCUUGAGGAUUCACCAUUACAUUCUAGGCUUGAUUUUGAUUCCAGGUUGCGCUACUCGAGGAACCAGUGCCUAUUUGUUUCAAGGAGUUUUGUUAGGUCUUGUCAUUUCGGGCAUUGGCCGUUGGGACUAUGCAAGCAUUGUUGAAACUAAGCAUACGCUUCUGCGUGGCGAAGCAGGUGAAUCCUCGGAUCCCCCGCAAAUGUUUUACAACACAGAGUCACCUCACAUGCUCGCAUGGCAAGCGAUUAAUAAUACCGGGCCGUCUUCGCCCGACCUUGAUGGAUACUCCCUACUCAUAAAUGAUGUUGAGCGAUAUGUCGGGAAAAAUACUACCGUUGACCUUGAUGUUUUGAUAGAACAGGACGUCGCUUUUUCAUCGUUGCUCAAGCAAGCUACCGACGAAAAGGAGCAGGUCAAGUUGUACCUAAGAGUUGCAAGGGCAAAUACAGAAAAAUCUACAGAACAACAUGGAGAUUACACAAGCGCAGCAGUUUUAACAUGGCCUAAUGGCCCUUGGAUUGAGUCCGCUAACGGUGUUACGAGAUAA
Messenger RNA from Lachancea mirantina, 2031 nucleotides. NCBI's taxonomy places the organism in Eukaryota, Fungi, Ascomycota, Saccharomycetes, Saccharomycetales, Saccharomycetaceae. The record is from the annotation of a GenBank genome assembly.